This is a messenger RNA of Xyrichtys novacula (pearly razorfish), 38237 nucleotides long. NCBI's taxonomy places the organism in Eukaryota, Metazoa, Chordata, Actinopteri, Labriformes, Labridae. The record is from the annotation of a GenBank genome assembly.
GGCGGGAAGUUACAGGGACCAGGAAGUGAACUCCGUUGCAGGGGAGGCAAUACGUUGAAAACAGAGAAGCAAACUUAUCUUUUAAGAAUGGAUAAAGAAACUCCAGUGAAGACAACAGACUGGAAAAGCACGAAGCAGGCUUUGGCAAACUUUCGGCGACUUCUGAUAUGUUCUAAAUGGUAAGUUACGUAAUGUUUGCGUGAACGGGAGGACGUGCUUAGUCAAUGAAAAUGUUAAGUAACGUAUAUGGUGAUAAAUAAGACAUUGAAACGGGUAAAUAUGAGGUUUUAAUGAGUUUUUCCUCUGAAAACUUUUGUCAGUUUUUGUAGAUACCUUAUGCAGCCUCUCUAAACAUAACACAGUUUGUCACCCGAGCCUCUUUGUGUUGAGAUAAUACUGCUUGUCAUUACAUCAGAUAAAUAAUCAUGACAGGUCGACCUAAAGUGUCGUGUUACUUCUGUUUUUAGUCAUCUUAUUAAUUGAUGUACAAAAUGUGUAAAAGAGGUGAAACUAUGCGGCAACAAGAACUGAAAUCGUGUCAGUCUGUGCACAACAGUGACCCAAGUGCGUGGCUGUGCAUUAUAAAAAAUAAAACAUAACAUUUUUUCACAUCAUAAUAAGUGCAGCAGGGUCAUUGCAUGAAAUUGGUGCCUUUUGCUGCCCCAAGACGUAAUCAUUCAUAAAAUUAUCAUAACAAAAAAAUAAUAUGUAAUUUAAAAUACAACAUUACCAAUUUUGACCUGUCCCUCACUACUAUUACUGUACAUAUACAGGACUUUUAAUUUGUAAAAUGUUUGCAAACUGUUAAAAUUUUCACAUUUACAUAUUGUUUUAAGUAUGAUCUUCUUGUCAAACAGUGUUUUUGGUAAUAUUAUAUUAGUUAUUAUAAUUAUUUACCAAUUUAGUAGCGUCCCCUGAUUUCAUGUCAACCCUGUUACCGAAACUAAAAAAACCCUAAAAAAAAAUAAUGGUACAUUCCAGAUUUGACAUGAUUCACAGGAGGUAGCAUCCUCUCUGAGCCAGGAUGCUAACAGCUCAGUGACAAUUAAGUUUCUCUCAUCUCUGAUGUGCUAUUUUUUUACGUUAAUUCAAGGUUUAACCAGGGGGGACAGGAACAAUGUCAACCCUGUUACCACUUUUUAACAUAUAAACCUAAACAAUUUCUAUUUCUCAAAAUAUAAUCAAUAUCUACAAGUAAUUACCUUUCAAAGUACCUAGCUUGCACUUUAGCUAGCACUUAUUUAAGCUAGCCUCAGGCAGAUUAGCCUAAAAUGAUCAACCCUGUUACUGUCAACCCUGUUACCACUUUUUAACAUAUAAACCUAAACAAUUUUCUAUUUCUUAAAAUAUAAUCAAUAUCUACAAGUAAUUACCUUUCAAAGUACCUAGCUUGCACUUUAGCUAGCACUUAUUUAAGCUAGCCACAGGCAGAUUAUUUUAAAAUGGUCAACCCUGUUACCUUUCCACAGUAACAGGAUUCAACAUGUGAGUAACAGGGAUGACAUAGAAUAGUGUUUACCCUCGUUGUACUCUCUUUAAAGGUUAAACUUUUAAAAUUAAAACAUUUUUAGGUCAUCAAGUGAACAUUAUCGAGCUAAUUAUUAUUGUUUGAUUGAUUGAUUGAUACGCUGGUGGAGAGCCAGUUACUUUGUGUCCACUUACUUUUACUCUUGUCAGCCCUGUUAACAUAACGUCAAUCCUGUUGUUGUCGUUGACAUGAUAAAAAUGUAAAAAAUGACAACUCAAAUGGGCUUUCAACACUUACCAAUAUAAUUUAAAUUACAUUAUAUUUUAGAUUGGGCCAUUUUUCAUCAUUUCUCUUCUAAAAAAUAUCUGAUGUAUGUUGAGAUGUGAUCACCACGCAAAAUUAGGGCAUAUAUGAUCAUCUGAAUGACAAAGCUCUAAUUAGAGAAAAAAAUCCACAAAAUGAUAAUAUGAUAAUUUCAAUGGAAAGAGAGACCAAGUAUUGCUAAUAUAUGUACAUAUAUUGCAUAUUUCUAAUUAGAAAUAUUGUAUUUUGUUAAGUUUAUGUCAGUAACAGGGUUGACAAGAUUAUGAAAACAGCCAGGAGAAAAACGGUUAUAAAAUAUGAAUUAACACAGCCUUAGAUGGCACAAUAUAAUUUCCUGCCAUUUUAAACAUUACUUGAUUCCUGGGUACUUAAAAAUUAACAAUUAAAUAUAAUUUAAAUUUUAAAUUUUCUAAGCUGAAAAGGCACCGAUUUCAUGGAAUGACCCAGCAGUAAGGUUUGGGCACAGCUUAAUUACACAACACCUGAUAGAUAGGAUGACAAAAAAUGUCAAAGAUUUUCCUUUGGCUGCAGCCAACAGGGUCUUUGUGAUUUCAUAAUCCUGGGAGGGAGGUGCUUUUGUUAUGCUUGAGUAGUGUCUUCUUUUUUUUUCUCUAUGCUGAUUAAAUGUUUUGUUUAUUUUGCCAGCUCAAAUUUAAUGAAGGAACCUGUGUGUCUGGGGAUGUGCGAGCAUAUGCUUUGCAGGUAAAGUAAACUCAGCUGAAUGUGUUUGUCUCCAACAUGCUCAAAUAACAAUAGACCUGACUCAUAGUAAAUACACCUACUGUUCAUUUAGCUCCUUUGUCUUUAGCUGUUUUGCUUCCAGGUUUCUGGUAUUGUCAUUCUGCUCUGCUUACAGGAAUCAGUGCUUUUAUUUAUUUAUUUAGAACAACAUGGUUUUUGUUUGCUAUUACAAAUAAAGAUGUCCACAGUAAUGGCUUUUAUACCUUCCUGGAGUCAAGAGAGGGCUUGGCUCUGUACAAUUUGACUGCCUUUAUACAGAUAAAUAUAUACCAUUUGUGUAAACUGAUUGAAAUAAGCAACUAAUCCAAAAACAAUCAAGUCAGUCGAUUCCUUUGCACUUAAAAAGGAACAACUUUAAUACUUUAUAUUUCACUCUUUAAUUAUUAACCAAUAGCUUGUAAGGCCUGUGGUAAUAAAAAUCUGUUUUGUUAUGGGGCAUAUAUCUGGCAUAGGUUAAAUACUUCGUAUAGUUGUUUUGUAGUUUCUUUUCAAUUUAUGGUUUAUAUUGUUAAAAGUCCUUCUGGAGGUAAUUAAUAUCCCCAUGGACACAAACUUUAGCCUCAAGUUAUUCCUUGUCUUCAUGACUGACUGACCUUCAAAGGUUAAUCAAUAAGCUCAUUGUAUUUCUUCUUACUGAACGGUGGAGUAGACCAACUCCUAAUCCAAACUUUGUUUGUUGCUCAGGUCCUGUGCUGGCCCUCGGGCGGGAGAUGGCUGUGCGGUGUGUCACAGUCCUGCGUGGGUGAAGGAUAUCCAAAUUAACAGGCAGCUGAGCAGCAUUGUGCAGCUCUUCUGCAAUUUAGAGUCCUUGCUGGGUCCCACAGAACAAGCUGGUAUGUAGAAGUCAUUAUAAAGCAGCUUCCAAGUAUAAUUAACAAUCUCUACACUCAUCAGCCCACUCCCUCUUCGAUCGAUUGUUGACCAAAAACAUUUAGCAUUUUCCUCCACCAAUCUAGCCUCUGAAUGACAGUAUUAGUAGCUUGAUUGUGUAGUUGAUUAUGUUCAUUGCCCUUCCAAAAUCCUGGACUGGUAAUGACAGUGAUUAUGCACUUUAAUUAACAAUGGUGUUUUUUAGGAGUAGAUCUCAGCUUUGACAAAGACAUGGAGGUAAACAUGUUUGCUGAAUGUUGUGGGUUCUAUAGAUUUACAAGGUGAAAGCCAGGGGUUUAGACAUUUAAUUUGGCACAGUAACUUUCAGAAGUACAUUUAAUAGAUCUGUAUGAUUAUAUUUAAAAUUUGGUGUUACUUUUAUACAGUAAUAUAAUAUUUAAACAAAUACAGAGACUAUUUUAGAACAGAAAAACUAUAAUAAUAAAGCUACUUAAAAAAAUAGUUUGUAAAUGAAGUAUUCUGAUUCUGAUAAUAGAAGCUGUUUGUGUUUUUUUUGCUUGCAGACUCCUCUACAGCUGAGAUUCUCCCGCAACCAAAGAGUCCCGAAUCAAAACGCAAGAAAAACUUUAAGAUCUGGUUCAGCCCCCGCAGCCGCAAGGUACGCUGCACAGUAGAGAAGCCCUCAGAGGUCAGUGUGCCCAUAAGCAGGUCUUCCAUAGAAGCAGGUACAGCACAGCCAGACUCUGUUACUGCUUCAGAUCAGGACCUGUCGGUUUUCAAUUUCACCUCAUCCUCCCAAGACUCAGGCUCUGGCUGCUCAGAAACUGGAUGCAAAAAUGAAAACUUGAAUAAAAAAAAGAGGUCAACUAAGAAAAACACUGCCAGCAGGAAGGUGUCAGUGCAGGUUGCUCCAAGGAUCACACGCAAACAGGCCAAACAGACGAUGAAGAAGAGCAGACUGGAGGCUAUAAAUCUGCAGUGGGGAAUCACAGAGAAGGGAAAUGCCCUAAAGGAGAUGGAGCAGCCCUGUUCUGAAGGAGCAAGGAGGUCCAGCAAGAGGGUUUCCUUUUUGAGCCCCGCUGUCGCAUCUGAAGAGCCUCAGCCUGAAGUGCCAAAGCAGAGUAUUGAGGAACUAAGCUCCAACAGAGGCACAGAGGGGGCUAGUCUUUCUGAAGGCAGCGCCGCUGUACCCAGCAACCAAUCCCAGCCUUGUCAGAGCGUUCAGGACAGAGACAAACUGCCUGCAACUGCCACCCACCCAGUUUCCAACCCUGACAAACAAGAAAGCCCAUGUACUCCAAAGUAUUCCUCAAAAAGAUCCAGAGUGGAGGAGAAAAUAACCACACCGGAGACCACCCCAAAACGGCCCCGAGCUUCCCCAGGCAGGAGAAGAAAAUCACAGAUGUCUCCUGCUGUCCUAAACCCUCCAUCUUCAACUAGCCCCAGGUGUGAGAGGAGCAUCAAAAAAUCACCAAAACUAGAGCAGGGAGACAGCCCCUCUCACCUGCCUGCUGCUGCUGGAAGAAAAUCUCCAUGUGCAGGUGCUGGGCGGCCCAGCUCAGGGAGCCCUCCAUUUAUGAAGAGGAACCACAAAGGAGAGACCCUGCUGCAUCUAGCUGCUAUAAAGGUGCUCUUUUUUUAUAUUUCACCUUUAUUUGAGCCUUUCAGUGAAAUAUCUUACACAGCACUGUGAUAGUUAUUUUAUUCACAAUUGAAUAUAAAAUUGGUUCAACUAAAUUAAAAUGAGAUGAAACUCUUUCAUUCCUGUUUAAAGAGAUCUGAAUCAAAAUCAUGAGUGAUGAGCUCCCACACUAACCUUCUAUCUUGUCCAAUUAUCUCCAGAUUAAAGUUGUUAUGAGAAGCUUUUUAAGAAAAUCUUUUUCGGAAAAACUUUUAUUUAGCCUUAAGUCUCAUUAUUCUCCAUUUAAGAAAAGCAAGCUCUCUCCUUCAGAAGAUCUUUGAGUUGAAUAUUUUAAAAUGGACAGUGUUAUUGUAGAAUAGGGAGUUAUAAAAUUUUAGUUUUUCUCUUCAAGCUGUUUAAUUUUUCAUUAUGGGAUGUUUUAUGUAAAGCAAUACAUCUCUAACAAAACUGAGAAGAAAAUUGAAACAAUUAUGAACAAAAUUGAGCAAAAAACAUGAAUACAUAAAAGAAUUGAUGUACAGCUGUGCUCAUGUGUGCACAAACAUAUGAGUCCAUGUACAUUUCUGUAUUCAUCUAUCUAAUUAGGUUCUUUAAGCCAGGACCAAAAAAGCAACUUCUCCUGGGGUUUUAUUCAUAAAAGCACAACGCUAAAAUUCACAAAUAUAUCCUGUAAAUAAGAAGAAGAAGCAGGAGGUAAAGUUAGUUAAUAAAAAAGUAGAAAUAACACUAAACAGGAGCUGACGUUAUGACUGCGGUGUGGAGGUAAUGUGUGGAUGAAAGGUACCUCACAAUCCUAACAGACGCUCUCAAAAUCAAACCGGUGUAAUCCAGUUUGAUUUUGGCACACAUGAGAGAUAUGUCUGUAUUUAAGUAACAGAUGGUAUAGUUAUUUGUUUAUUGACUCAGCACAGGCACAAUAGAGCUGUGCAGUGGUUUGGGUGUAAAGCUAAUGCUGAUCUGCUGGAAGUUUUAGUGUCUCCAGGAUGAGCUGAGCAGACAUGCCACACUUCACAGAUGUAAAAUCAGUGCAUCUGAGGAGCACUUAGGCUGGCUACAUACAAGCGACAGAAAACAACUGUUAGGGUUUUCAAGUAUCUUGUGAUUCAGAAAAAAAAAAACAGCAGUUUUUUUUUAACCCAUAACACAACAACAUACUCACAAAUGUUCAAGAAAUUAUUAAGACAAUCAAAUUUCUCAUUUUACCACAAAUACUUUAAAGAAAACUAAAAAUGAAGGUUACAUAAGUCAUAUAAAAUAAGGUCAUGGCAUCCAUUUUCCUUUGGACUCUGAUAUUGUAGAAUAUCUGUUGGAUAAAAUAAUGAUUUUUCUAAAAUGCAAACCUGGCUACCCAAUGUUUUCAUUAUUCUUUUUUGCAUUUAUGCUUGAUUUGUUGACGUCAAAGUCGUCUCUCCCUGUUGGUUUUUGUCCCUCUGUCAAAGACAUUAGUCCUCAGAUGAGCAGAUUGUAAUGUUCUGGUCUGUUGAGAAUAAAACUGUCUCGCAGUAAUCCUUGUAAACAUAGCAGUAAUCCCCCUCUGAAUCCCAGACAAGGUAAUCAAUGACCCAUUGUGGAGUGUGAUUGAUAAACAGCGGGGCUCUGGUACACAGGGAUCAGUGCCUGUGUUUGAAGGGUUGCGUUUGCAUGUCUUACAGUUCUGACCUCAGGUUUGUUCUCUCUUGGCCCUGCAGGGAGAUGUAGAGGCUGUCAGGGAGCUGCUGGACCAUGGCUCUGACCCUAACCUGAAGGAUAAUGCUGGGUGGACAUCACUGGUAAGACUAACACCACAAGUAAAGCAUCUGAGAGCUUUGUUUGUCCUUUGGAAAAACUCUCUGGGAUAAAAGCUAGGAUUGUUAAAUUGAUCUGCAUUAUACACACUCUUUGUUUUUGUUUUUUUUUAUAUUUUCAUUGGUCAAAUUUGCAUUUCUUGCCCCCUUUUUUUAAAGCCAUAUCCUAUAGCUAUGAGCUAUAUCCUUUCUUCUUAUAUGUAUACUGUAUAAACGGAUCCUCCUAAGUAAAUCAACAUGCAUUUGUUAACCCAAGCGAGUCACUAACUCUACUGUAGCCCAAUGAUCAUUUGUUAUGCAUGCCUCAGUUGUCUUCAGAUGACAAACUGGAAAUUCUUUCAGUGCUGCCUGAGCCAUUUCUCGACCUUUGGGAAUAAGUGAAAGUGUUUGUUGCUCUCAUAUUGCAGCACUUCACAAAGCUACUUGCUGUCAAGAUGCUCGACUCAAACUUGAGUUUUCAAUAUCAGUUCUGACAAUUUGCAUAUGAUCUUGUCUUGCCCCCGAUAAACAAAAGGCAUGUCAUCCUUAUAUUUGACAGGCUUAUAUGUGUUUCUGUCAAAUGUGACAUGCUACUGUCACACAAACCCACAUUAAGUUUUUUUUUAAAUUGUUUUUCUACAUCCAGGAUCAGUUUUUUUUUUUCAGAGUAGAUUCACUGUAUUGUAAGGUUUAAAACACAUUUCUGUUUUGACAAAGCUGUAGUUUUCUUUUGAGUAUAAUAGUUAAAUCAAACAAACUUAACAAAAAUUCACUCACAGAAGGAAAAAUAAAAUCUCUUGUGUAGCAGAUUAGAGAUUGAAGCACUGCAUGCAACACUUGUCAAAAUUGGUGUUUUUGGUGGCGAUACACCAAAUCUCACAUACUUUUUCAUAUAUCUGACAGCAAUAUGAUAAUAUUGUGGUUUUUAACAGUCUGCAAAAUAAAGAAUAUUGUAAUUCCGUAAAGUUGCUCGAGGGUGACUGAUACGUACAGCUUUAAUCUGGAGAACAUGAGAGGGCAGCCACCAGUCAUCUGUAUAAUAUUGACCUGUUGUGGUCACACACCUGCGACCCCUUUGUGCUGGACUCAAACGUUCCUUACCUUUUAGCUCCUCUCUCUGCAGGCGUCAGGACAGCUGUGUUAGUGAAAUAGCACAGCUGAAGACUAGUCCCAUACCUGGGUUCCAGUGUCUUGAUUGUGUAAAGCACUUGUUGACCUUGAAUGGCUUCAAGUAUUUUCACCUUCACCAAGUAGGUGAUGGAUUGUGCUCACUCUGAAUUAUAAGGCAGCUCAAUGAGUCCAGUGUCUGCUGGUUUUUCAGUAGAGUUGAUGUAACGUAGCUAGGGCUUGGGCGAUUCGUCGACGUAAUCCAUUACAAAAAUUUGUCGACUCAAAAAACAAGCGUCGAUGCGUCGCAUGAAGAUGUAGACAAUGACUACUUCAGGUAACGGUGGAGGCAUGAACAGCAAAUGAGCUCCACCCAAUGUGAUCAAUUUAAAACCUACUUUAGCAUGAUCUUUGAGCAGCUCCUCUUAACCAAUGCACGUGUUCUUCCUGGCUUCCACAUUCACAUUUCCAAGAUCGCGCUGCUUUCUUUCAAGGAGACAUGCAGUGACCUUUCAAUCAAAUAACCCACAGCUGGUGCAGUGAACGCUGCAUCAUACGCCCUGCAUCCCAUAUCUAAUUCAUUCACUUUAAGCAGUUAGCUUGGAGUUGAGGCAUCAGUUUUGUGCUUUUAUUUGUCCUAUAACUCGUCAACUAAUCAGCUGUAUGAUCGCCGACGAUAGCUCGCUAAUGCCAAUACUUGGCGCACUCAAGCUCCGCUUCAUAUAUGUAUACUGAUACCAUACCUGCCAACACUCCCGUUUGUUCCCAGGACUCUCCCGUAUUUCAGACCUAUCUCCCGCCCACCUCCCGUAUUGUCAUUUCUCCCGGGAAUCUCCCGUAGUUUGAUGGUCCACGUUCAUUCAUGAAUGGGAUCACUAUAUUUGUCCAAAGCUUCCAGACAACUGAAGAUUGUCCUGUGUUUCUGCUGAGCCUCACAGACACUGGAUUGAUACUUUUACUUAAUAAUUUGUGAUGAUUUAGGUCGGUUUAAGCUGUAAACUAUAUUUAAGCAGUGUUUGUUGCAAAAUGAACACUUCAAUAAAAGGGAAACAAAUGUGAGACAUAAUAUUUACGUUGAUAGUCUUGCACAGUCUCGGAGUGAUGCAUUCAGGGCAGCCUCUGAUAAAACAGUGCUGUAUUGCACACACAGAUGUUCAGAGAACCUCAUAUGGGAGAGCAUAUAAAAUAUAUAAGGACUUUAACACUAAUACUAGUGGACUAAAUAAGUUCAAGGCAUAUCGUAACUAUUUUUUUUAUUACCAUUUGUUAUUGUUAAAACAAAAGUGUGCAGCUUCACUUAUACUUAUUUGGAUGAGCAAUUUAAUUACAAAUACUCUCAUAAUUAGCUCAUAUUCUUAGAUUCUCAUAGAUUCUUGACUAAAUCAUUGAAUUAAAUACCAAUAGGAAUAGGACAAGUUUUUACUUGCUAUUUUGUUUAAAUUCAUUGUAAUAUUAAUCGGUUAAUAAAAAAUAACCAUUAGAAUGAUCGAUAAAUUAGUCAAUAGAAUAGUCAUGUAAUCGAAAAAACAAUCGUUGGAUUAAACAUUAGGAAAUAAUCGUUAGGUGCAGCCCUAAACAUAGCUCAUCAGCUAGUCCGAACUUAAUGGUUGAAUGGCAGUCCUUGUCAAAAAAAUAAAUAAAAUCUAAAACAAGUCAACUUGCUUGUUGUAAACACAUAUAGGGCUCCCCUUAUUUCUCUCUCUGGUGCCUCCUUAAUGAGCUUUUAAAGUCACACUUCUUCACGUGUGUCACUUCUACUGACAUCAACACCUCCAUUACUGUAAGUGGAUUGAAAAAGUGAUUUAGUAAUUUUUUCAUAGCCAAUACAAACUUAUUCUUACAUUUUAAAUAAAUAUAACAAAAAUAUUUAAACUUGGUGGCUGCGUAUCUGUUUAGCAUCAUGGAUUAUCAUAGGGCUGCUCUUAGUGCAGGAUGAUAAAAUGAUAAUAUAUCAAAUUAAUUUCCCUCAAUAUCGAUAUAAAACAUGGUCAAUAUGCUUUUCAAUAUCUGCGUUAAAAAGAAGAAAAGUGUGCUCUCCAGGAUUUAGCUGGGUUUAGAGCGCCAAGGUGUAUGGUGUAUGUCCCUGUUAAAAGACAUGGAAACAGAUGUCCAGUUUAGUGGUGGGUUUAUUUGACUGGGGUUCGGCAGAUACAGAUACAAAGCAACAAUCAGUGCAGCUCACACCAUACACAACACACAUAGAUAAUAUAACUGAACAGUAUUUACUUAAAAACACCUAAACAACAUGGGCUCUCUAACAGGGAUUCUGCCAUGUUUUGGUAGACUAUACGAAUGGCCAAUGAAAGGGGGAGUUGUUCAGGGUCCGCUUCACGCUGAGAAAAAAAGAAAAUGAGUGCUACUCCCAGCAGAAAUGCAGAUGAAGGCUCAGCAGUUGAUGACAUGGUCGACAACACUGAGGUCGGACAUGAAGCAGAGUAAUGUGCUCUGCAAAUUAUGUCGAGUACAUGUUCUAUCAAAGUCGAGGAAUGCCUCAAAUCUUUUUAACCACCUUAAGCAGUGCCAUGCAACAGAGCACGCUCAAUGCAAAAGGUUGCAAACCCUGUGCAGCCGAAAACAUUCAGUCCGCUUUCUCUUGCGCAACACCUUAUGACAAAACGUUGAAGAGACACAAAGACCUUACAGAUGCAGUAGCUUAUUGUAUUGCAAAAGACAUGCUACCAAUAAGCACUGUGAAAUUAAAUUUUUUCUAUCGUGAUAUAUAUCUAUAUCGACUAAUAUGAAAAAAUAUAUCAUGAUAAACUUUUUCCCAUAUCGCCCAGCCCUAGCUGCUCUUAUUUAGUACGUUGAGGAAAUAGAAAGAUGUGGGUUUAAUUUCUAGACAAAUUAAAUCCAUGAUAAUGCAGAUUCUUUUACUCUACUAUCCUUAUUUUUGUUGAUAAAUGUUUUUUCAUAGUGAUAAAAUUACUUAACAAGUCCUGUUGAUAUCAUAAAGUGGCUUGUGACGUGUAAUGUAAAAGCUACCAAAACCACAGGGAACUGUGUUAGACCAGAAAUGACAGUACUGUGGCUGCCCAUUCAUUUCAAUAGAAUUACAUUUAUUGAAGAAACACGACUGUUUUUAAUAAGCGUGCAGCUUUUUGAGGUACCAAACUCAUUCCUGAGGGAUAUGCUCCUGAAGUAACCCUUUGCUCUGUUAAGUGUUCAGCCUUCUUCAAAAAUAGACUCAUUUAUGGAGCUACAUUCCUUAACUGUGUUAAUUUUAGAAAAGAAAUAAGGCAGGUCAGAAAAAACAUCUCACCAGAUGAUCUUUGUGAGUUCAGUCUACAAAACUAAAACGAGACAAAGCUCUAACAGCACCUCCCGCAGUAAACUUGUUGUAGUUCUUCACUUUUCCAAAUACCCCAGGGAAGAAAACUACAACGUCUGUCUACAACAUUAGCCAUCAAAGAAUGUCAAAGUCAUGUUGAGGCUUUGAAGCUUCUGCAGUUCCCUAAAAAGUAUCUUCAAGAAGAAAAGGAUCAAAUGGCGCUGAUUGAAAUAGGAUGAAAAUUAAGAAUGACAAAAUCAAAGGUUGUUAUUCCUUUUAAAGCAGAGCAGGUCAACCUUGAGCUCUACGGCUUUCUUUUCCAGCAUGAGGCGUGUAACCUGGGUCACCUGGCUGUUGUGGAGGUCUUAAUCUCAAGCGGAGGUCUGUUGAAUACGCCUGGCUAUGAAAAUGACUCUCCACUCCAUGACGCUGUGAGGAACGGACACCUGGCCAUUGUCAAACUAUUACUGCAGCAUGGAGCCUCCCAGAAUGUGCUGUGAGUUUCUCCAGUUUUUUACCCUUUUUCUACCCAGAGUUAUAUUUGAUAAAGAGUUGCUGGUGUCAAAGUAAUCACAUCGUGACCCAUUACAAGAUCAGGGUCAGACCGGCACAUGUGGGUGUAAUGUGGUAAAAAAGAGCUGCUGCUGCUGCUGGACAAGUAAUUAAUUGCACAGAUGGUAAGCUUUGCGGAGUCCUUGCUCUGGUCUUCUGUGAAAUUCUUCAAGGACUGACCAGACACUGUGACCUGGAAACAAGAUUUUCUGAUAGAGUGGUUUUCAAACUUUUCCAGUCAUGUACCCUUUUCUUAAACCUUUCAGCCAAAAAAAAACAGCCAGUGUGAAAACAUUAUUUUCUACAUGCAACACUUCCGAUCUGCCAAGAAAGGAUUAGAUCAGUUAGGGUUGAAAUGAGCAUGAAGAAGUUUCAUACAUGAUACUAAGAGUUUCAAGACCCUUAGUAGUCAGUGUUUUCCCUUUUCUGUGAUGUGUCUUUAAAUGUGUUUUCAGCUUCCUAUCAUGUUUGAAACAAAUCAAGUCUUUCUUAAUUUUUUUGUUUACUUGAGUAUCUAAACUGGCCGGAUGCUAACAUAACAUGUUUAAAGUUAGUUGACAGUUUAAUGAGGUGUGUUAUCAUAAUUUCUUUUGUUUUUCAAAUCUCCUUGUACAUUUGACUUACAUGUAGUUGUUGAGUGACUCACAAUACAAGAUGAUAUAUGGCACACAAUUUUCAAAACAUCAUGGUACUGUAGAUCUUGAUAAUCAGAUUUGAAUACUGCAAGACAAUCAUGAUUUUUAAUCAGAAUAUUUGAUCAAAUGAGGAGCUCCGAAUAGCCCUUAAAUGUCGGAGAGAAACAGCCCGGUGACUCCUGAUACAAUAAGAUGUGACACAUGGCCCAUAGGAAAAAAAAAAAAAAGAUAUGGUAUAGGGCCACGUGAUUUUGAAAAAGACCUACAUGGAAAUAUUUUUUCUUUCUUGGAAAUGAUGAUAUUACAGCAGCAGUUUCCUAGUAUAAAAAGGGAUACCAGUAUAUAUGUCACACAUUUUCCUUAGACGUUCUUUACAUUAAAUACAGAAUAUAACAAUUAUUGGAUUUUUAAUGCGGAAGUUUGAAAAGAGCAGUGGUGCUAGUAAAAAUAUGAAUAUGCAGUGAGGUGAAAUUACAAUGUAUGAAAGUGUAGAAAUCUUACCAAAUAAAUGCAGGUUGUGUAGAAACAAUUCAGAAUUUCCACAUACAUUUUGUUACUUAGAUCCUCUUCUCUCUUUUGGUAAAUAGUAAAUAGACUGUGUUUAUAUAAAUCACUUUUUUUAAUCUUCUGACCACUCAAAGUGCGUUUACAUCACUUGUCACAUUCAGUCCACAAUCACAUAGCAGAGACUGCUAUGUAUAGAGCCCACCAGUAAUAACUAAUCCCAUUUUCACACAUCUGGGCCCAGCCAGACGGGGCAGUUUGCCUUAGGACCAUAGACUGUAUAUAGAAUGGACGCCAUCUGCCUCCUCGCUGGGUGAAGCCACCCUGCGAACAGCACCCUCAGGUGAGGGGCUGAUGUAUAGGUCAUAAAUCCCGCCUCAUCCAGGAAUCCCUAUGGAGUUGUAGACAAACUUUAGAAAUGAAUUAUAUAGUAGGGCUGGGCGAUAAACCAAAACUUUACAGAUACUGAAAUUUAUGACAAUAACCGACAUCAUUUUUCCCCCAUCUGUAUAUUCUGUGUUUUUCCGCUUUUAAAUGAACCCCCCCCCCCCAAACCCCUUCUUUCAUCAAAUCAUCCAGCCCUCUGACUGCAGCUUCAACUCCUGCAUGGGGGAAGUUUGCAAGUGAGCUUAAAGGUUCUUACAAGUUGAAGUAAGGUGAUGUCAAACACAUGCACACAUUGCAAUUGUGAUGAUUGAAUGAUGCCUACGAUAUAGCCCUGCUAUGUAGUGGUAGGUAAUAUAGGACAUAAUAAAAUACCAUAAGAUAGCAUAUAAUAUGAUACUGGACCUACAACAAAAACAUCAUGGUACUACAACAGGUUGGCUGUGGAAUCUAUUUAGAGCACUUUAUGAUAAAAUCUGGAUUUUUGGCCCGGUGUAUCCAUAUUUUUCCUCACAAGGGUCAGGAUAAUUAUAUUUUUUGACAGUUUCCCCCAGUAAAAGUUCUACAAUUUGAGCUCUAGUCUAAGCCUGUUCAUCACAGUAGUUUGCCCACCAACAGAAAGCAAACAAAAGCAGAUAACAAAAAUACUGGGAGAAAAAAAAAACAGGCUGAUUGUCUGCUGAAGAGAGCUGAAUUUUCCUCCUGAAUUGAUUUUUGUCAUUGGAUGUGACACAAACAAACCCAAAGACAAAUCCAAUACAGCGUUCUGUUAUCCAUCACUACCUUUUAAACAGUUAUUGAAUAUUUGAACGGCUGUUGGGACUGUCGCUGCUGUGGCUGGCAGCGUUGUUUUGGUGUGCUUUAUUGAUGAGAGCUCUAAAUGCUCUGUCUCGUCCAUGUAGAUAAAAAUGAGAACAAAACCUAUCAAAAUAUCUUUUAACUGAGUCAGACAGCUGGAGAAAAGAAAUCUCUGAAAAAAGUUCUUAUUACCAGCAUGGCCAUUGUGUUUCUUUGUGUUACAUCAUAGAGGUGAACUGUGGACGAGUGCUUAUUUUCCACUGCUUCAAUUACUCCCCAGGUGCCUGUUACCCACUCACUGUACAAAGUAUUCAGCCUCUGUAGGACCAAGAACAGGUCUAUGUUAGUGCUGUAAGUCGAUAGACAGAAAAUCUACUGAUGCUGAUUAGUUGUUGGUCAAUCCAUUGAUGCUGCAUCAGCGUUUUCUGGUCUGUGGAGGCAGGGUUUGUAAUGAGGGAGUGGAAGAUGCUGGUUAAUCAUCAAGAUCGAUAGAGCAGUUGAUCGGGGUCAGUUUGUUGGUCAGUAAGCACUCUCUGUGCGAUCAUCUUAUACUUAUCAUCCUCUUGUCUCCUCCCUUCUUCAUCUGGCCUUAUUUGUCUCAGGACUUUGAUCAGUCCUGAUUGCCCGCUCUUACAUUUCAUCUCUUUACUGCAAGGGGGGAAAAAAAGAGCCUGUGGUUUGGAGUGUCUGUCAGAGCGCUGCAAGAUGAACGCAAUCCUUGCCCUAGCCUCCUGGCUUACCACAAACGCACACACAAAUACGUUCACACACAUACACACACCUAUAUAUGGGUACUCAGACGAGAGGCAAACCAAGACAUCUGCCAAUGCAAUCCCUAAUGGAAUGAUUGGCACUCAGCUGAGGGCUCAGACAUACAGGUUUUUCAGAAUUUCAUUGUUCCUCUGUGUACAUUUGUGUGUGCACAUUAAAUUUGAAUGACUGGUCUGUGUGUCCUACAGUGACAGUAAGUCCACUUUCACAUGUAUAUAGCUCCCUGGGGCUUGCUAUUACAACACAAAGGGAAGUCUUAAAAGUGGCAAAUUCUUAUGUGAAUACUAAUGUGUUACACAGUCCACUUUUCCCUGUUAUCUCCAAAACGACAGGUUUAAGUGUUUUCAGAGAAGCUGGACAACAUGCACAGCAGGGCUCCUUACCACAAGUCUCAGCCCUCCAAGCACAAGCAUCUACGUGCAGCACAUUCGGAGAGCCUGCAAGGUGUUGCCAGAUACCAUUUUUUUAAUGUCAAUAGACUGAAAUGGACAAUAAUUCAAAUUUUGUACCUUUUGUACAAUUUUUUUUGUAUAUGUCACUAUUUUACCAACUAUAUAAUAGGUUUUGUAAAUUAGACAAGCUCCAUGACAAUACUGGAAGAAAAUAAAUGUUUGCUAAUAAGAAAUAAAAACAACUUAUGUGAAUUGACCUGCUCCUUCUACAAGCCUGGAGCACUGAAUCCAUACAGAAAUUAAUUAACAUCACCUAUGAGCUUGUACUGACGCGUCAACUCCGAUACUCUGGAUGGAGUAAUUAAAAGACAGAUAAGCAAUGACAGCCUUCAAAUGUUAACACUGAAUUGUGAGCCAAAGGCAGUUCAAAGGCUAGCUGGAUGCGGACUAUAGAACUAAAAGAACAUGGUAAAACACUCAGAUCUAAAUGUUAUGUGAAAUAGUAGCUUUGUUUGAUUAGCAGGACUUGUUUUGAUUUGAAUGAGAUUAUGUUUUCCCCAAAAAUGGAGCCAAUGCUGGAGUGCAAAAUACUAAUUUUUUUGAUUGUCCUCUUCAGGCUGCUCUGAAACCAAGGAGUGCAUAUUAAAAUGCCCAUGAAUCAAACGCCUUGAUCUAGAAUGAAUGAAAUGGAUUACAGUGUGAGCUGGCUAAAGGAAUUACCUCAAGAUCCUUUGAAUUAAUAAAAGGUGUACGGUGCCCCAGGGCUCAUUCUCCGAACCACUGUAGUGAACGGUUCAUAGAAAAAGUACUGUUCAUAAAGCCCCCCCCAUGCAAGUGUUCAUUUGCUUUAGAGUGAUAGUUAUAUAAUGCUAUAUACUUUUAAGUCUCUUGAAUUUUUUAUAAAGUGGAUUGGAGGAGAAAGAGGAUGCAUCAGGUGGUUAAUGCUUAAGGUUUAUUUAUGCUCAACAUUACAUACGAAUUCUGAUACAAGCCGAGCUCUCCGUACGUGCUUUGCGUUCUUUUCUUCCGUAUUUCCGCAUGUAUCCUCAGAGUUGACGGAUACGGGCCAGACAGAGUAGUACCACUGGAAACCGUGGGGGCAUUCUCUGUCCUCCAACCGCGAGGCAUUUAGUGGCCUGACCGACCACAGCCUCACUGCCCAUAAAUGAGCCUUUAGGCUGAUGGCUUUUUGUCAUGUGAUCAAGGAUAUAUUGACCUUCAUUUGUGAUUGUCAUGUGUUGUAUGUCUGGAACUAUUGUAAAUUGCACUGCUUCUAUUUUUGGCCAGGACACACUUGUGAAAAAGGUUUUUGGUUAAAUGAUAUUAAACAAUCAUUGAUAUUUAUACAACUUUAAUACCUCAUCUAUUUUGAUUGUAUUUAGUCAAAGAGCUGUGCAUGAUUGAGGCAUGUAGCUGAUUGAAUCAACAGGUUGGCACAUUGUAGGGCUUGCCUUUACCUCUUGCUGGUUUUUAGCUCAGCUGAAAGUUAGACUCAGUUUUUCCAAUAUUGUGUCAACCAUCUUUGGGUCUCAUUGAGCCUCAUCAUACCUCUUUAUAUACCAAUGGCUGACAUUAGCAAAAGGACUUCCAUGCCUUACACAGAUGAUUCCAAUUGCCACUUCAUUUAAUCUUUGAAAUGAACCAACAGGGUAAGGAGUGCUGUCUUCUUGCCAUGAAUAGUGUACUCAUCCACUGGACGUUGCAUAUUUAUCCCAUUUGAAUAAAGAUGUUUGAAAUAUUAUUAUUAGUUAGAAUUAAGCCAUCUUCAAGCACAUCAAGCUCUGAUCUUAAUAAAUUGAGAUGUCAGAGAAGAGCAUUUGCAAAAAAAAAAAAAAAAAAUCUUUGACAGAGUCAAAUGGAAGCAUGAGAUGAGUCAUGUCUUGCUUUAUCCACCAUUAGCAUUAACACACAGCUGAUCCCUCCAUUGGGACAAAUCAAGAGAUGAUUGUUAAAGAGGGAAAUAUAACUAAUGAGGCUUUUGAUUAAAAAUGCAUUGAGGCUUCACCCAUUGCCUCAUCAGCUGGGUGUCACGUGCUUUCACCAUUAGACUUGUGAUUACUCCGUAGACACACUGCUGAGCUGACAGAGUUCAAAAGUUCUGUCCGCUGUCGAGUGAGCACGGACCUGCAUCUCAAUUCUGAAUUGAUCCCACAAAACCAUCUGGUACUCCAUGAGGAGGAGCAAAUCUGAAAGAGAAAUAUAGAUAAGAAUUUAGAGGAAGGUAAACAACUCUCACAUAAGAUGCUGUAAAGGUAUGGAUCAAUAUCAAAACAGUCCCAUUUUUAUCUAUAUCACUGUAUGUGUGUUAUGUCACCGUUUUUCAAACACUUGUGGGUGCGAACUGAAUUCAUGUUUGGCUUAAAAUUAAUAUUUGAAUCUCCUCCCUCCAGUUCAAAUAAGAGUCAUGGUUGCAGUGGUUAAGAUCCACCACCGCCUGCCUCCCACUUGUGUACUUGUCGAGGCUUGUGGGAGAGUGUUUGUGGCUCUGCCUCCUGCACAAUUUUCCACGCUUUAUUAUUUUUCUCCUGAUAUGCCUCUCACGUGCAGCUGCAUAAACCAGCUUGUUGCGUGUGUGUGUGUGUGUGCGCAUAUGUAUAAGUGUCAGGGACAUUUUAUGUUUGUUUGUAUUUGUGUGUAUAUACGGGGGGUUGGGGGUAUGAAUCCAAAUGAAAUAUUUUAUGGACCAGUGGACCUAUUAAUUGUCCCCCAGGUGUUAUCUUUGCUGACGCCUAAUCUUUGAGAGACGACCUGCUGGGCUCACUUCUCUCUGUCUCCUCACCCUCUCUUGAGCCUUUUUUCAUUCUUUUGUACUUUUCUUUUCUUUCCUCAAGGUGACCCCAGCUGUGUUUCUGCUGCUUUUCAAACAAAAACUACGUUCUUUAAAGCUUGUCUCCAAGAUACUGUAUCUAUUGGGGACAAUUGGAGUUUCAUCUGAUGAGGACAAAGAAUCUGAGAAAUAUAAGUCAAGAUAUUAUUGUGUGCUUCUUGCAUACACUACCGUCCAGUAUGUUGCGUUGUGUUUUGUAAUCUACAGCACAGAUUUCAGCUAACCCUCUUAUCAAACAAUUAUGCUCCAACAAGUGAAUGACUCACAAAGAUGCAGUUUCACAUAACAAGCAGGGUGUAACCUCGCUAGAUUGUUUUUCUCCAAGCUCUGGGCUGGCAAAUAUUGAUUUAGCUCUACCCUGCUCAACCAGCGAUAAAGACAACUCCAAAAUGUGCACAGAUUGUAAAGAAAAAGUCAGACAGGGUGGAUGUCUUAUCAGAAAAGACAGACUUUGUACUCUGCUACAACUGCUACCAGGAAAAUCCUGCAACAGGUUAGUUACAAAAUGUAAUUCUUUAUAUCCAGGUUUAAAAAGUGUACAUUAUUAGAAAAGUGAUGAAGAUGGAAUAAUUUCCUUCAAAAUUGCCCCUGUUUAAGAAAAGCACAUCUUUUUGGUCUUUUGGUUGUUGUAUUAAUCGAUAAAUUUCAUUGACAGACUAAAAACACAUACAUCGCUUCAUUUCUGCCCCCAAAUAAAAAUGCAGUGAAUAAAUCCAAUAAUUCUGCACCACACCUUUUUAGCAAAGGUUAGUACUCUUUAGUUGAUCUUAGGGCUGAGUUACAUGGCCUCAAAUCAAUAUCACAAUAUACUGAGCAGUUCACCUCGAUAACGAUAAAUGCACGAUAACUACUCCACAAGCUGCUCACCCCCUCCCACAUUCACUUUGUCUACUUCAGUCGUUGGUACAACUCCUGAACCAUCCUCCCUCACCUGUCUUUCCCUCUUUGUUACGGACUGGAAUGGGAUGGAGUCACGUCUCUGACGUAGGACAGCGUCUUAAAGGGACAUGAGACCAUAACCUACCUACAAACAUCCCAAACCAAUUUUUAUUUAUUUUUUGGACACCGAAUAUAUUGACAUGGGCGAAAUUACGUUGGUUAUAUUCGUAAAUUUCAGUAUCAGUUAAUUUUCGAUUUAUCGCCUAGCCCUCGUUGAUCUGACAUUGUGAUGUAUCAUUAAUUGAGCAUCUUGUAAACCGUAAUUGCUGAAUCACAGUACCAUUUUUGUAGAUCUGUUCCCAAGUAUUGUGUAUCUUGUCUUGAGUCACCUGGCAGUGCCUACUAUUUCUUCCAGCCGUCUAUUCAGUGACCACAGGGUCUGCAUUAUAAAGCAAAUACAUACAUACAAAUAAAACCCACAUGAUGACAUACCUUUUCUCCUCUCCUCUCCUCCUUCUUGUAGUAAUCUGCAUGGAAAGCGGCCUGCAGAUUAUGCGGUGAGUGUGGAGAUGCAGCAGAUUUUCCAAGAGGCCUCAGAUGGAGCCCAAAAUGCUAAUACAGCUCUCAGCCCGUCAGCCAGUCUCUCUGUGGUACGUCUGCAUCCUGAUGUGAUUUCUUAUUCCCCUGAAAAUGUAACCCUGGAAUUCUUAAAUCCCUGCUGUAUUUGCCCAAGCAUUUCUUAUCCAUAUUCUUAUGUCCUUACCCAGGUGAGUGACUGUGCAAGGAGGGAUGAAAUGGUCAUGUUUCUGGCCAGCAAACUAUCACAGCCAGAACAGCUCCAACUGGCUAAACUGGGAGGGAGGAUUGCUGACACAUUUUCUGGCUCAGGUAGUGUUUUUGUGUGCAGUAGCACCUCCACAGGGGGCUUAAACUUCCUCGCUGUUACAGACAAAGCAGCUUAGAAAACCAGUCACAUAUGAUUGCUUUUUAAUGUUGUUGUGUGUGUGGCAUGGGCUCUCAGCAACUCAACAAAUCAACAACAGCUACCAGCCAACUCUUGGGGCGCAGGGAACAUGGCAAGCAAGAUCCCUUUCUGCCAAACAAUGUGAUUAGAAAUAAAUCAUGAUUCGGAUGACCUCAUUAGUGGAACUACCAAAAGAUAUAAAGUCAGGAGAAAGUUUCUGCUCUGGUCAUGAUGUUUUUCAUGAUAAUUAUACAGAAAAGCCCCUUUGCCAUCAUAGAGAAAGGGUUUUUACCUGAAUUAUCCUCUGCACCGAAAGCCAGCAGUAAGUGCUGAAGUAAAAUCACCCAUGAAGGUUCAACAGUAAAUAACAAGUGCUUUUAGAGCUGUAUACAUCAUCGUGAUCCUGCAGCUCUUUCACUGUUGCAUAGUAAUGGCUGAGAGAAAACUAGAGAGCACAAUAAUUGAAAUCAUUCCUCAUAAAGGGUUUCAGGUACUGCCUGGGUGAUGCAUAAGCACCAAUGAAAAACACAAGUGUUUCUCACAAGGCUUUCUACCUUUCUACUUCCAAAUUUUUUCUGUGGGCUACGAAUUCACAAAAUUCCACGGUCAAUGAACAAUGGAGGACAGUUAAGCCCCGCAGAUGUAAUUAUAUUCAUUUUGUACUUGUCAACUGUUCUCUCUUGUUGAAAGAGGAGGCAAUGAGCUUGUAUUUAAAUUUUAAUUAACCUGUAAUUAUGUGUCCCUGUCUCAAACAGUUAAUGAAAUAAGCUGCCACUUUGCCUUUUGUUGUGUUGUCAUGAACUAUUUGUCAGAUUUGCAACAAUUUUAAUGGUUCAUUCAGGCAAAGUACGGGACAAAAAUUAUUCUAUGAAUCAAAAAUAUGUUAGUGGAAACAGGAUUAAAAAAACACACAUCUGUAUCAUUCCUUUCUCCUGGUGAGUUCAGGCUGGAGAAUCAUAAUCAAGAUUUGAUCCAUAAAAUUCUAGUACUGACGAUAGUUUCUUUUGAUUCUUCCUUUUUAAGACUGUUUAAUUAGAUGUCGUUGUCUUUUGUCUGAUAAUAAUAACAAUCAAGAAAUAAAAUAAAACAAAAAUCGGUGGAAGACAUAAAAGCUUUAAUGAGUGUCAACAAAGACAUCAUAAAAACCCGUGAUACCCGGCCAACACAGGGACCCAACCACAAAAACCUGAGACCAAGAGGACUUUUUAAAAAGAGAGAGAGAGAGAGAGAGAGAGAGAGAGAGAGAGAGAGAGAGAGAGAGAGAGAGAGAGAGAGAGAGAGAGAGAGAGAGAGAGAGAGAGAGAGAGAGAGAGAGAGAGAGAGAGAGAGAGAGAGAGAGAGAGAGAGAGAGAGAGAGAGAGAGAGAGAGAGAGAGAGAGAGAGAGAGAGAGAGAGAGAGAGAGAGAGAGAGAGAGAGAGAGAGAGAGAAGAAUUAAGAAGUUAUAAAACAUAGAAGUUUUGAAGAAGACAGAAUCACAUAAAAGCAAGUCUAUAAAAAUGGGUUUUAAAAAGUGAUUUAAAAGCAGUGACUGAUAAAAUGCAUUUAAUGAAAGUAGUCAAUUGAAAUGUCUAUAUAAAUACAUAUAUAUUGAGCGAGGGAGAGCCUGCACUCAACAUGUCUCCUCUCUAAAUUUUCUGCAAUUUUUACUCUGUUUUUUGUAUUUUUGUCAUAUUUUGUUGACUACUGAUGGGUAUUUCUGUUGGGAGAAGAGUUUUAUCUAAGAGAAGAGCUUCUUUCAUUGAUACAGAAAAAAAUCUGGACAACAACAUCCAAUCCCAGAGGACAUCAGGUGGUGUUUUUUGUGGUUGCCAUGCUGGUGUAAAGGUGAACAUAAGGUUGAAUGCUAGGGAAAUGGAGAUAGAAACCCUUUCUUCCAUCAGUCAUUUUGGAAAACGUCAACUCUCUGCCCAACAAAAGUGACAAGCUAGAGAUGCUACUAACCUUCCUUCAAAAUUACAGUGCAAAAUAUACAAAUAAGAAAAUACAACAGCGCACAAGAAAGAUAGAAACUAAGUGUGGCCACACCAGGACAAAACCUGCCUCAGUCAGUCCAUCCUCUGUUGUGUUGUCUGACGUUCCUCUUAUGUGACUGAUUAUAAGUUGAGCCAUACUAUCCAAGAACUCUGGGUUUCAUUCACUUUUCAUUCAAUGCACAUCAGAGGAUGAGGAGAAAAACAAACCGAUCUCUCCCUUUUUUUUCUCUAAAUCUGCAUGAGCUAGAGCUUUAACCAAAUCAGAGGUCUGUGUGGGUUACCAUCAGCUCUUGCUUUCGGUGCUGUUUCUACGCACGGUGUCCUUGGCUGACUUCUUCUCCUGGUAGCAGUCAUAAGAGUUGUCAUCUGUUUUGGGGGUCAUGUUACUAUGUUUUUAUUUCAGCUCACAGGGGGAUGUUCAUGACUCAUCCUGUGCUGUGACAAAAAAGAAGAAAAAUCUCCUAAAUGCUCAUGUUGGUUUGUAGAGUAUCAGCACAGUUGAAUUUGAACUCAGUCAAAUACAGGAUGUGAUCUUGUAGCACUUUGUCUAAAAACUCAUCUUAAUUUUCAUCUAAAAUAUUAAUUUAUACACUGUUUGGUUGAACAGUCCACAGCUCAGUUUUGAGGCAACCUGACACAGCAGGCAGACCACAGCAGCAGGCAGUUGCUAUUUUUGUAUGUGGAGCACAACUCAUUUGUACCAGCUCAAUUUGGCUUAUUUUGUGUUUUGUGUCUGUCUUGUUGUUCCAGUGAGCCACGUUGUUGUGCCAGAGGGACCCAUGCCCACCACCUACUUCACCCUCCUGGGUCUCCUUGCUGGCUGCUGGAUCGUCAAAUUCAGCUGUGAGUAUCAGGAGAGAUGUCGGCUGGUGUAUUUCUCUGUAGAUACUGUUUUUGGACGUCAUGUUAAACAAUGUCACUGCAGUACGCAGUUACCAAGACUCCAACAGCUGUGGAGCUUACCUCAGAUGAAUUCUGUUGAUACAUGCUGUACCUUUUAUAUUACACAAACACAAGAGAAGUGUGUUUGACCCUGCUAUCACAGCAGGUAACGUUAGCUGUGGAAAGCUUUAAUUAAGGCAGCUGCUGUGGCUGCAAACAAGGUUUUCUGAAAAUAUCAUGGAAAUGCAUUUCAUGUUGUGUAAUUACUGCGCAGACAAAUAAAUUUACUGUAAAUCCACAACUCAAAUAUUUACCUCAUUAUACCCUAGAUUGGAUGACUUCUUGCAGAGAGCUUAGAGUUCAUCCAAAGCAAUGAAUGACAAUUGGAUUGAGUACUUUUGAUUUUAAUUAUUUAUUCAGUUCCUGACAAAUACUAGCUUAGGGUAGAACAAGGCUCAAGCUCUUUUCCAACCUGCAGAUCAGGAAAAACACAAAUAUGUUCAUUUCAGACUCAUCAAAAUCUUCUUUUACCUUGCGCCUGAAAGUUAUCAGGUACUUUCACAGCUGUGGUUCAUUUGCUAUGUCCCUGAUUCUGACUGUAAAAUGAUACAUAGAUGGAUUUUUCCUUUUUUUUUUGUUUGUUCACACUGCAACAGAUACAAAGCAGGUCAACACACACUCCCCACCACAGGGCUGUUCGUACUGCAUAGCCUCCUAUUCUGACUGCAUAUAGGCAUACAAAUACCAGACGUAUUGGUUGCACAACAAAAUGAGUAACGGUUUGGUUUGGAGCAGCAAAGUGAUCAAAUGCCUCGUUGACAUUUGAGCAGAUGAGCAUCUGUGUCAAAUGUCACCACUCGUGAAUACAGGGAGUCAGAACUUGUGGAUCAGUGAAUAAACUAAAGAGGCUUUCGGCAGUGUGGGGUAAAGGCGAAGACACUCUAACAGACAUAUAUAAAGGUACAAGAGCAGCUUGGAAAAAGUAGAGACUUCUGUGAUUAGAUAUGAAUUUCCUUGUAAUAGGCAUUAAUUGGUGGUUUAUAAGCCACUUAUAAGACUGUAUAAUGUGCUUAUAAAUGUUUAUUUGUGUUAACAAUUAGUUAUUGAAGCGUUGUCUUUCCUAUAACGUACAGUCAGUGAAGAUGAAUUUCCCCAAGGGGACCAAUAAAUCAAAUCUCAAUCUCAUUCUCAAUAAUUAACAUAUUCAUUACUCCAUGUUAGACAAGUUAUUCUUGUUAUAUGUUAUUCUUAUUUUGACACUGUUCCCACUUCAGAUUCAGUGGCUGCAAAGGAGCAUUGUUGGCUUUUAUAACUGCUCAAUUAUUUUAUCUUUACAAGUCAUAUUUAAUUUAAGUCAGUAGGUUUUCUUUAGAUUGUUGAAAUUCCUGUGAGUCCUCAUCAGGGAAUUUAUAAGCAAAAAUACAUGUUUGCUGCAAUUUUAACAAAGGCUCACAUUUUCUGUUAGUUGACGCUUAUUACAAGAACCUUAAAAUAAAGUGUUACCUGGUUCAAUGAGCUGGACGGAUUAACUCACUAUUAACUAGUUAGUGAACUUUUAGAUGUUAAAUCCUGUGACGUAGGCACACUUAUAAUUUUCAUCUUUUCUGUGAACGUUGGGUAUGAGUAAUGUUAUAUUUUGGUCAACAGUGUUAAACUAAGUGUGUCUGGUAAAUCAGGCAUUUAGAGGAAAGCCCAUCAGGUGUUGGUAAGACUAAAAAAAGCUGUAUUAGCACAGACCCUGCACCAUAAUCGCCUUGUGUUUGGAAAAGUUUUCUCAUCCAUUUGCACCUAUCUAUAUGUGAGUGUUUGUUUGCUUCCUACAAGGUCACAUCUGUGUUGGCUUGACUGAAUCGUUCAACAGUGCUCUGUAGAAAAAAGCAUUCCACCAGCCUUGAGGUUUGUUUGCUGCUGUAAGGUGACUCUGCAUAGUAUAGGACAAGUGAAAAAUCUGAGAAGUAAAUGUUGGAGUCCUGAAAAAACAGUGCAGAACAAAUUGUUUUGCAUACUGUGUGUCCACUACUGACCAUUCAGAUUUUGUGUUGUUGUGACAUCAGAUUCACCGGUAUAUCCAACAUGGCCGACCGGCUGAUUGUUUACGUGUCGGAGAACAGAGUGCUUUUUGAUAAAAGACACAAACAUUACAAAGAUAAUGACCUGAAGGACAACUUGUGGAGAGUCAUAGCGUUGGAUUUCUCAUAUGACGAUAGUUUGUGUGCUUGAACAGUUUGCUAAACGUCUUUGUUUUAACUUUAAUCUGUGCUAAGUAACUUUAGCUCGUAAGCUAACCUGUUCAUAUACAACAUACCAUAUGUAUUUUCACUGUCUCAAACUCAAUCGCGUUGCUGUCACAGCACCAUUAGGUCUCGGUUGUUACCUUACGUUUAUGGAUUAUAGUUUAAUGUGCUUAUCUGGUACUGGCCCCAACUCAGUACAUGCUAUCAUGACAGACAGCCAUCUCAACACUAGUUUCCUAUCAGAACUGAAAAACAGUCAUUCUGCCGUUGUGUCAGUCUUCACGCUUCCAACCGGGAUGCGUCUUUUUUCCCCCCGGAAAGUCGCAAAAUUGCAUCGGGCUUGAUGUUUAUAGUCAGGCGCGUCAAAAUUUGCCUCCGAAUAUUUCGUAAUUUCACGUUAUAUAUACGCGUCGGCCCCGGUGUGUAAGGACCUUAAGUUACAGAUGUUUUGUUUUUUUUGUCUAUGCAGAUACCCUAACUUGCAUUUUAACUGGCGUUAAUUCACAAACCUUCACUAACCUGCUGCACCUCUCUCUCAGUGGCCCCUUUUGCAUGAGUAGUUUUCCUCAGUCUGAUUGAAAUCAAGUGAUCGGAUCAAGUGAAUCUGAUUCCAUCUGUAUACAUGAACUUUAAGUAAAGAGAUCCACGUUCAGUCCACGUUUUCAUGGGCCCAGCUGAAUCCAGUUGUAUUGUAUUGUAUCAAUGGGAAUCGUUAAUAGGAACCAUUGUUUUAGUUCCGUUUUAGAAUUGCGCACAGACGUGUUUGUGUGUGACACCGCCGGAGUUACCAGACCGAGCAGAGUAAGGGACCCUAUGUGUUGAAGUUUAAUAAAAGUAUAAUCCAGCCGGGUUACACAACAAGAAGUGUACGCUUCGUCAGUAGCACGAAACAACACACUUAAACACUCCACCAUCCAGUUUUUCUGUUUGUUUGCCAUGUUUGUUUUCGUUUGGGCGCGCUCUGCGUACGUCACUAUGUGCCUCUUGCGUACUAUCGAGCGCCUGCGCAGACCGAACAAGCCUCUCUGUAAACCCAGUCCGCUCCACUCAGCCGUAUAUAUGGAGCAUGGAGCGGAUUAUCAAUCGGUGUAGACUACCUCUUACAAUCCAACCAGAAAUACAAUCAGAUCCGGGUGAAUCAGAUUGGCUAAGGUGUUUAUAUGAGACACUUUGAAUCUGAUUGACCUUUCAAUCUGAUUGUAAAUAGGAUUUUUGGACCCAUGUAAACGGGGCCACUGACUUCUCCUAUUUCUUUGCCUCAAUGUGUCUGUUCUGCUCACAAUACGCAUAAGCAGUUGGUUUUAUAAAGUCACCCGCAUAACACAGCGUGCGCACUUCAAAGUUUCAGUGGUGAUCCCUGGGUUGACAAGGCUUGUUAUAAACAAUGCAGCAAAUCCAUUGAUCUAAAACUGAGUGUGCAGGAUCAUAUCUGUAGCAAAGCAGGCUGAAAGCAGGAGGACACGUUAGUUAGUGAAGCAGAGAGACAGAGUGAGCAAAGAGAGUGAAGCUGCGUGGUUAACAAGCAUUAACAAGCUAUCAUUGCAUGGGUAAACAGUAAGUAACCCAGGUCUCUUCUACACUGCAAGUUAAAAGUCCUGAGCUCAGCUGUAUUAUCAUCAAGUUAAGUGAAGCUUUGAUGCUGUUCAGUUCUGUUUUUGACCAGAUGUUUGGGGGUGAUACCAGACCAGAGAUUUCAUCUUAGCUCAUCCUUGCAACAGGAGAAUAAAACUGAUCAAUUAACAUAAAAGAUGGUCUCUAAAAGCUAUGAAUAAUCCUGAUUAACAGUCAUAAUCUCAAAUUGAUCAGAAUAAUGGGGAUUAUUUUUGGAUUAUAAUCGUGAAGCCCUACCUUCAGGUGAAAUCAGGUUCUGUGUUUGGAAUAGCUCUUCUAAAUCCAAAAGAGCUUUUUUAUUAGUUUUUCUAUUGCAUGAAUUGUCCUGGCAAACAUUAAAAGACAAUUUUGCAUCAAGCAAGUUUCAGGUAGAUGGUUUGUGCCAGCUGCUGUGUGCACAAACAUCUGUUUACAUGUCUGAAAGCCAAAUAGAGCGGGGUGCUGACAGGGGAAAGAUUCUUGGAAUCAGUGCACCUCAAGGCCCUCAUAUCACCUGCGAUGAAAAGACGGCUAACUCUCCUCUCCUAUUUGAUUGCAACAAAGAUGAAACCGAGCAAAUUUUUUUGCUAUUCCCAGCCAUCCUCCCUGGUAUCCGUGAACCAAGUCAACAAGCAGAUUUUCAGAGAAAAACCGGCUUCAGGGGAAAGUAAAAAGAGACUUGCUGUCAAAGAGUUUUCUGGCACCUUGGUGUGCCCUUGACUGCUGUAUCCGUCAGUAGCAUCUCUUCUCUGUGUGUGCCUGUGUGUGUGCUGAGAGUAAAACGUUUGUCUCUGUCUCUGCCAGAAAGCCAUUUUAAGUUUGUAUGUGUGUGGUUGUGUCACUGUAUAAGACUUUGUGUUUGUGAGGACCAUUUUCAGUCCCUCCCCUUCACUUUUCUCCACGCAGGCUGAGCACUUGACACAGCUUGUCUCCCUCAUGACAAUCACAGUGGCAUCUUAUCUGUCUCCAUCCUUGUUUUUGUGAACACACACACACACACACACGCACACGAGCUGCUGACUUUUUGCUGUCACCUGGCUUUUUGUGCCAUCGCUGUCAACUAGGCCAAGCCAGAGCUUAACUUUUUAUUGGUUUAAGCCCUUUUCCUUUUGGAAAGCAAUUCUGGUGUUAUAUUUCAAACCCGUCAUGAAAUAACAACUUCAUCCUUUUUUAUAGGCCUCCAUCCCUGCUGACAGCUUUAACUAAGCUUUCAUUGAAGAUCAAACUGUGGUUUGAAACCUUUCAUCCAUCUUGUACCCAUCAUCUUCAAAAAUGGUCCAGCAGUAUGGGAAGUACACCUUUUAUAAAAUGUAUAAUUUUGAGAUCAGAAGAUGGGUAUUGAUCUCCAUGUCUGCGCUGGAUGUUUAAGAGGAUGUUUUUUAUUAUGGCGCAGACUGAUGAAAACAGGCUGGAAGCUGUGUGCAGCAAAUCACCAUAUUUAAUAUUCACAAAUUGGCAUUUUGUGUUACUUUUAUGUUAGUACAGCAUAGGUAAAAAGGUAACAAUCACAGCUUUAGCUGCAGCUACAGCAGACAGUCUAAUUAAAAAGAACCACAAAUAGCCUCCAACACUACACACUGACUGUACAACUAAUAAUGGCAUUUCCAUUACGGCCAAAGAUUGAGGACUCUUUCUUUGAGGACGGACUGUGCUCUGUACAACUUUGUGCCUGCUCCAGUUUGACCUGUCUGCACUUUAACUAAUCUGGAUGUUGACAUUUAUAAUUAUUAAUCUGCAGAAUUUUUGGUGAGAUUGCACCAAUAUAUUGGCUGAAUAUCAGUAUUGGCUGCUAAAUGCCUUGAUGACACACAUCAGCCUUUCUAUUGACCCCUUUACAGUCUGCCCCAUCACAAAUCACACAUUACUGCCCAUCUUGAUGGUGGAAACAGUUUUUUGCUUGAGCUAUCCAGACAAGUUAGUAUGCUGUAAACACUGAAUUAAAAGGACUAACAACAUUAAAAUGUCUGGAAGUUGCAGUGUUGACUAUCAGAGUCAAGAUUCUAACUAUUGACUCAAUUUAUACAAAAUUACAACAAGAUCAUGACCUCUGCAGAGUGACCCUGUUAACUGAUGACUUCCGGCUCAAUCUGCCAGUGGUUGUCAUGAUAACAACAGAUGUUAAGGCAUGAACAGAAUACAUCCUGGUCAAUUUUUUUUACAACAUUAUCAAAAUAUACUCAGAGAUUAGGGGUGGGAGAAAAAAUACAGCAUAUUAAUUGCUAAUAUGAAGUCAAAUCUAUGAUAAUGGAAAAAUAAGAUCAACUGUUUGUCCAGUGAGGUUGGCAGAGGUGACAUCAUAGGGCACAAGAAAAUUAGUGCAACGAAUACAUAAUGUUUGCAAGAUGUGCUACAUGAAAAUAAAAUACUGUGUAAAUAAGACAAACAUAAAGGAAAGACAAAUGCUAAAUUAGCUAAACAGUUAAAAAAAUUGCAUAAAUCACAAUGUAUUGUAUCGCUAUACUCAGUGUAUUGCAAAAUGUUUAAAAUCCCAUAAAUAUUGUACCGUGGCCCAAGUAUCGUGAUAAUGUCGUAUUAUGGCGCUACUGGUGAAUCCCACCCCUAUCAGAUACAGUAUGUAGUUUAAAAAAUCUAACAGCAUUUCCGAGGGAUCCAUCCAACCAAAGUUUUCCAGUUACAGGGUCACAGUUUGUUCCAAAAGAUCAGCUGAGUCUGUGGCUGCAAGCUAUUGAUCAUGUUCACUGCAUCCAAUUUUGUUCAUAUGGCUUUUACUACAGAUGAAUAUGUUUACGGAUUACAUUUUGAACCCAAUCUUUACCAUUUGUAGAUAAUGGGGGAGCUGGCUCCAAGCCUGGUUAUGACUAAAUCACUGCUGUAAGACAAUAAGGACUCAUAAUGGAUUGAUGAUUUAGAAGUCAAAGUUUGAUUUACUGGUAAAAAAAGAGAAAUCAUGUUCACAUUUCAACCACAUCAUCAAACAGUUGACUAUGUAAAAAAAACAUAAAACAGAAUUAUUAUUAUGCUGUCAGCCAUACUUGUUUUUCAGGGUCUAAAUAGACUCAUAUUUUAGGGGACAGAAGAAGAGAUGGCUGAGGUUGAUCAUUUUUGUUUUAUUCUCAAACAACUAAAAUCAAAACACCUGUAAAGUUUCCUGAUGUUGGCAUUAGGCCAUUGGUUCAUAAGGAAACAUUUGGUUGCCACCAAUGUAUCACACAUUCAUGUGAGUAACAUUUGAAGUCAAUAACCCUGAUGAUAAUCUUGAUAUGAAACAGGUUAAAAAUAGCUACAGGAAGGUACGCUGUGGAGGUGUACAUGAUCAUAUAUCACAUAGUCUGUGUCCAGCACUUCUUUCUCUGCUCAUGUAAAUCACUGUACGUACUGUCGUCAAACAGAGGACUAUAUCUGAGCCAGCUGCUCACUUUAAUGUGCUUCAUAUGUUAGACUUGAUAAUGGCAACUUCUGUUUACUGUGUUUGUGAACGAUUGGUGGCCAAGCUCGUGUGCUUAUGUAAGUAAGUAAGUAUAAAAAGGGAGGUAAUUCACUUUUAUGUAAAGGACAGGAGGGGGUAUUGGCAGCUGGUAGGAAGUUCUUGUAUGUAGAAGAAUCCCUGGUACAUCUAAAGGUUAGAGCUGGUGGUCAUGUGUGCAGGAGCACACUGUACUACUUAAAGCACAGCAGAUCAUGAUGUAAAAACUUUUAACUUAAAAUGCUAGUUCAGCCUUUUUGUUUUUCAAAUUUCAAAUUCUUUCAAACAUUGAGUUUGGGCUCUUUUCUUGACAUUUAAUUAAAACUUUUUAAAAUCAAAUUUGAAUUUAAGUCCUGAAAUCCUGACUAACCUAUGAGUCUACAGGUCAGAAAAGGAAGGAUCUUAAAGUCUGCAGGUUGACAAUGUGAAAUUAUUCUGCGAGGAGUUGCUGAUGUGAGCAGAAUUCGCACCACCAGACUCUGGUGGUCCUUGAAGGUUGAUGCACAAAUACCUGAGCUGAUUACAUAUUGAUCUGUUCAGUGGUUAGUUCAAACAGGCAGUCCACUUACAACUCUGUUUUUAAAAUCAUAAUGCUGCCAAACUGCACAGUGAGAUACCAUCUGUCAUCUGUGCCUGUUUACCUCCAGGUAGUGGUGGUUUGCCAUGCCACUGCUUAGACAACAUUUUGGACCUAAAAAGAAAACAGUACUUAUAAAUUCUUCCACCUCAGUGGUAAUUCUGGUGCUCAAGUGUCCAACAGAUAAAUUAAACUCAUUUAAUUGAUCUGAUUUGCAUUUCCCGGAGAAGCUGAGUUUGGCAACCUAGACCAUUUACAGGGGCUGUUUAUUGUAAAUGCUAUUAGGAUUCACAUUUCUCGAUUUCUAUUCAUCUAAUAAACAAAUUAGACCUCUUGAGUAAAUAAAGUGGCUGUAGAUCUUUUGGUUUGUAUGUUUAACUCAACAAGCAGAGAACUAAGAAAAUUGUUUCCAUGUUCCUUCAGUCCCUAAAGUAGUGAUGCACGAUAUGAAAAAUUUCAACCGAUACCGAUAACCGAUAAUUUUCUUCUUCUCAUGGCCGAUACCGAUACCGAUAACCGAUAAAUUCAUAUUUUUACAUUUAUUAUAAUCUUCAUAUAAUCUGCAGUUUGUGCAGGAUGCAGCGAUUGAAAACUGAUGUUUUUGUUGCUCUGGCCUAUCUAGAACAACAAACAAAAGUUUUUGGCUCUUCAAAUGUGGUCAUUUGCUAUAAAUAACAAUAACAGAGCAAAAAGCAGAACUUCAUUUGAUCCCCUGAACUGUUCAACAGAACUGUAAACUGUAAAGGAGCUAUUAUGAGACGUUAGCAUUAGCAUGCUGACCGGACUAACGUCUGACGUCCAUAUGUCUGUGGUAAAACUCACGUGUAGUCCCUUUCUGUCGAUCAGGUUGUGAAUGUAUGUGGCGACAAUAUCAUAGAGUGCAGGAAGAGACACAUCCGAGAAGAAGCGGCAGCUUGGGAGAGUGUAACAUGGCUCCAAGUGUGCUAAUAACUUACGAAAACCCGGGUUCUCAACGACGGAAAAAGGCUGGUCGUCGACCGCUAUGAACUCCAUCACUUUGUCGUUAAUGGCUUUAGCCUUUUCGCUGUCUCUUGAGAAGCUUUUGCAGUUUUUAAACACCUGCUGAAUGGGGACAUCGAUCCUCCGUAGUGUUGAUGUCUUAGCUUUAGUACCGCUAGCAGCUUCGGCGGCUGUCUCAUAUUCUUUUACUACCGCUUCGCCGCGAUGGCGACUUUUCAGAUGAGCUAUCAGAUUCGCUGUGUUAAUACUUGACGUCUUCUUUCCUCCUCUUGGAAUCCUCGCUGAACAGGUUUUGCAUAUAGCAAUACUGUUGUCAUCUUCUGCCACUGAGAAAAACGACCAUGCUGGUGAAGACAUUUUAUUAUCUGUCAGGUAGUGACGGGGUCAGGCUUGGGACCUGCGAGUAAGGCGCGAUAGAUGACGUAACCAGCGCGUCUCGGACGGGCGGCUACUCCGCCUGCAAACGUUACUCGUAAUUUCAUUAAUAUAUCGGAUCUUUCUAUCGGAAAAAUGCACCUAUCGGGCCGAUAAAAAAUGACGUAAUUUCCCCCCAAAUCGGCCGAUAUUUUAUCGGUCCGAUAAAUAUCGUGCAUCCCUACCCUAAAGUUUAGCUAAUCUAGCCAGGUCGUGACCACCAGUAGUUGACUUAUUGCACACCUAUCAGGGGAGUAAAUAAUAAAAGAAAGCAAACAAAUACAGCUCUGAAAAUCUGUUGCUUUAGAAAAAAUACACAUCUCCUAACAUUUCCCUUCUUACCUGUGUGAUAAUAGACAGCCGUUCGUCUUGCUGUUAAAAUUUGCUUCUUCCUGGCUGCCUAUGAGAAGCUCCAUUGUAACACCUGUCCUGAUAUCCUGCCAGAGACAUUGCUACUGGGACUGAACCUAGGACUCAGCUGUGAGCCAUGUGUCAUGCUGCUUCCACCUGUGUUUACCUGAAUACUUUGUUUUAUCCUAAAAAGAGCGAGCUAUUAAACCCUGGAUUCCCAGUGUCAGUACUGGCUCUCCGUACUUCACAUGAGUCUCCAGUGGCUGUCCUCAUAAUGAGAUCACAGUUCCAGUUGGUCUCAUAGUUAAUCAAGGAAGUGGCUUCAUCUGGCUGUUCCCUCAUUCACUGACUCAGGAAGGAAGGAGUUUGAGAUGUUUUUCUGCAUUCAGGCUUUGUGAGCGUAAUUAGCAAAUAUGCUAAUGACUCUUCAGCGCUAAGUGCCAUCGUCCGGAGCGAUUAACCCCACAUCCCCCCCCUGUCCCUGCCUCUGGCUCUGGCAGGGUCCUCGUCAAUGAAAGUUGUAAUUAAGGGGGAUGAAGAAAUGUAAUUACCUCGCUACCCAAUGUGUGUGUGUAUUGUAUGUGUGUAAUGUGCUGUCUAAUGACAGAAGCACAGAUUUAGCCUAAUCUGUUUAUGGAGGCAUAUCUUUUGGUUGGAAGGCACAUGGAGCUUGCAUUGAAUGUGAAAUGGAUCAAAAAAUGUGUGAGUGCAGCAAAAUAUCUUAUCUUUUAAGCCUGUGGAACUGAAGUUUGAAGACGUCUUUGAUUGUACAUAAUCACAAUUGUUAUUUGAGCCAAGGUGUGUUUGACAUCUUUUCCCUUUUUCAGUUUGGAUUUAUUCAGUAUUAGAGCACUUACUAAGAACAGCAGCUCUGUGAUCUGUGUUUGGUUCAAAGCAUUUUUCAUCUGUGACAGUGAGGGUCAUUAAAAUGUGACACUGUUCCCACACCCCCCUCGUCUUUUAAAAUAAAACUUUUCAGCCUUAUAAAAUGCUUUUUGCAGGAAUUUAGAACAAAGAACUAUUUUCUCACUUUAAAAAAUGUGAUGCCAGUUGUCACACUGCUCCAGUUCGCGUUUGUAAAACCUCAGGAGACAAAAAGAAAGAGACCAUGCUCGAAUUCUGCUUAAGCCCGAGAUACUCAAAACGAGGGCUGCAUCAUUAACUCCAUCACGCUCUGGGCAUCUUUCUCUGUCAACAACUGCAGCUUUGCCAAUGCUUGAGAUUUUCCGACUCGCUGCGAUAAAACAGACGCGAGCUUUGUCAUCCCCUGUUCGCAAUUGCCUUGUCACCCUCUUUCAAGUCAACAUAAUUAGCUGUAGCUUUCAUUUUUCCUCUCUCUCUCUCUCUCUCUCUUUGAUGCCAGGGGUGGAAGCAUGUCUGCAGGCAGGCAAGUGGAUCCCUGAAACCGAGCACGAAGCAGGAGAAGGCCCCCAGCGCAGUCGCAUCAACAGAUGCAGUUUGGUAAAUGAGAGGCAUACCAACACACACAAUAAGUAGUUCAGUAUAGAAUAUUGUCUAGACCUUCUGUCCUUUGGGAAAAAUGCUUUCCUCAAGCAGUGGUACAUUUUUGCUUGGUCCAUUUAAAGAACAUUUUUCUUUGACACAUUCUAUUUUCAGUAGAAGUAGAGAUAGAACUGCAACAAUUGGAAGUGUCAGGGUGUUUUGACAAAUUUAAGGGGAUGUAUGCCGUUAUCCAAACACCAUACAUCAGCAAACCACACCACCCCCACCUAAAACCCUGGAAUUAUCAGACUCAUGUUGUGGGGAUGUUUGUUUUGCAGCCAGCUCUGUAAGGUUUAUAAAGGUAGAGAGUGAAAUGAAUGCAAUAAAAUCCUGGAGGAUGACUUUCUGUAGUCUAUAAGACAACUGUGAUUCUGGGGAGGAUUUAUUUUUCAGUAAGACAGCAUCUCCAAACAAAGCCAAGGCCAGACAGAUAGCCUCAGUACAACAGCAACAAGGUUAAUGCCUAGCUGUUGCCAAAAUAUAGUUAUGCCCUCGGUGCAAAGUAGCAUUUGUGGAAAAAAAAAGGCUAAAAAAUCUUCCAGUUGCCAUGAAAUUGGACUGUUUUCAUUUGAAGAAGGAUAAAUUCAGCACACUGCAUGGUCUAGAUGGCAAAGCUGAUAUAGGACUGUUGAAAAAACCUCAGGCUGUUCUUCUAAAGGUGUGUCUCUGCUUCAUGUAAAGUUUCACUCUACAAUGUCUAAGUGCAAAAUAAUGGGGUUCCCUGAGUGUCCAAUAGAGGCUGCCUCCAAAAACCACAGACUGCAUUAAACAUGGGUGGAGUCUCAGUAAUGUCUACUGUUGGUUUCUGAACAGGCAUAAUGAAGCAAUGGCAGACACCAAACUGCAAAUGCUGAUUCAGUCUAGCUGUGGAUGAACUUGAAGUAGAUUAGGGCUGGACAAUUAUGGCGAAAAUAAUAAUCACGAUUAUUUUGACUGAUAUUGAAAUCAUGAUUAAUAAACACGAUUGUUCAUUGGUUUCAAAACUUGAGUAUUAAUUGAACCACCAAAACUUAACUUUAAAUAUAACUCAAAAGAACAGCCAGAAAUAAAUUAGUAAAAAUUAAAAAUAAUAACAAUAGUAAAUUAAAAUAAUGAUAAAAAUAAAAACAAUAAAUGAAAAUAAUUACCCAAUCUACAUGCACUCAUGCAAAACUUGCAACAUGCAAAAAACACUAACUGCUAAAAAAACACUUUGUAAAAACAAAAAAGGAUUGGCCACAAAUUGCUAUACAUCCUCAGCUGUGUUUGCUGAUAACUUGCAAAUGCUAAUACUCAGUGCGCUUACACUUGCUCCGCGGUGCAGCGCCCAUGUGCGCAUACAUAUCAUAGACUGUAUGUACUAUGGACAACUUGUUACCACCUCCCACCUGUAUACAGAUUUGAAGCCAAAAAGCUCUCUGUAUUUCCAGGAUUUUUCUUCAUUUCUGAAACCAGCAUUGCACAGUAGCGUUGUGCGCAGUCGCUGAGAGUCGCUGUGAUGACGCUCGGCUCAAACAGCAUAUCCCCCCGGGUGAGCUACGCAAUCCCUGAAUGCCAAUAGGCUGUAUUAGGUUUCAAUCAAAGAAAACAUGAACCCCCUAAUAACUUUUAAAAACGGAGCUUCACAGAUUUAUUUUCAUAUUCUGGAGGGAUUGAUAAAUGUCAGAUGUUUUGACACUGUGAUACUUGAAUAAAUGUUUUAUACCAUAUUUUGAAUUAAUUCAGACCUUUUGUGCAUUUAUUUUUGUCUUGUUACAUUUUUUUCCAUUAUUCCAACUUUGGGGGGCGUGGUAGCAAUUUGAUUGACUUUCAGCCAUUUAUGGCCAUGAUGUGCUGUUUAUAUUUUGUUGCUUUUAUUACACAGUAGGUUGUGUCAUUUUUAUGUAUGAAACAUAAGCUUUUUGCUAAACUUACUGUAUAUAUUUCAUUGUGCUGGGUGCAAAUCACUUGAGUUGAGACGUUUUCUUCAAGAAAUUUGCUACAUUUCAUAAUCUGAAUUCACUUAUGCGUAUACUAAGGCACCAAUAACUGUUUGAGGUGUUAGGUAUAUGUAUUUAUGACAUUUGAGAAAGAUUUUGUCUUGCCAGAAUCAACAUAGCAGUUUCUACAAGCAAAAACAGCAGCACCAUAUAAUUGUUUUUUGUCUUACUCACAUAUAUGUACAUUUCUGGCUGGUCUUUUGUUGUCAAAAAAAACACUUUCUAAUACUAGUUCUGUAAGUUUCCCAAUGUGUCCUUGUAAAGUCGAGAACGUCUUCACUCUGGACAGAUGAUAGAUGCAUAUAGCAUCGUUUUGUUCCUUUUUUUAUGCACUUUUGAAGGCUGUUUUCUUUUUUUCCUUUUCUUUUCUUCCUCUUCGCUUGUCUCGCUGCUAGAUGCGCUCAUCGACAUGUUUGUGUAUUUCUGAUACUAUGGCAACGAGACUCGGCUCCUAUUGGUCCACGGGACAAAAAUUGCUUCACCCCUCUGCAUAUUCGACUGCAAGUAUCACUACGCCGCAGAAAGGAAAUAGUUUGACACCGAAACACUGAUUACUAAAAAUCGACAGGAUGACAUGAGUAAUUAUUUUUUUUUAGUUCUUACUAUCAAUAGAGCUAUUUUAUGAAUCACAGUUUAUGUGGCCCCACUGAAGUGGAACGACAUUCACUUUCUAGGCACUUUUUCCUCUGUCCCAAUACAGCCUAUGUAGCAAGUGAUAAUCUUAUUCCCUGAACAAAAACAGAUUUUUAAAGCUUGGACUAUUACAGGGUUUGUUAUAGUGAUGGCUCUUCAAAGACAGAUUUGUUAUAGAGACACUAUGUUUAAGACGUCCCUGUUGUCCUCAAAAGCAUCAUGAGUCGUAAAAAUAUAUCUGAAAGUAAAAGCCAACCUUAGUGUCGUCGAAGAACGCUCUUACGAGAGACUCUGGGGGAUGCCAGUUUACCCCGUAUGUCACUGGAGUUCACUGAUACUGCGAAUGCAACAGUCUCCCGUGGCCUAAUUCAAUGCUGCUUUAAACAGCAAUGCUAAGUGGCUCAGGGUUUGUCUGGAGAACUGCACUGAUACAGAAAAAGUCUCCUGGCUCCUUCACAAAGAAGUAAAUACAAAGCAUCUACACAGGCACUUGGUAUUAUAAAAGCCUAGAUUUAGCAGCAAAGAGCUCAUCAGUGUUUAACUUCAUCACAAACAAAAGAGGAGACUUUAAUCCUUUUACUGUUCUCAGAAGAACUUCGGUUUGAUCUUGGCACUGGCUUUAAGUUAUUCACAUCAUUUUUUGCACAAGGAUGACAGAUAAUUGCUUUAAUGCACAAAGAAUUAAAAGAAGUUUCCACUAAUGUUUUAAUUCUUUUCCUCCUCAUCUUUCAUCUUCUGCAGCUCCCUCCGCUCUUCGAUGGCUGUUUUUUCUUCCUCCUCGGCUCCUUCAAGGCUCCUCCCAAGGACGAGCUUACCAGGCUGCUAAGAGAGGCAGGAGGUCAGCUCCUGAGCCGGCAGCCAAAGCCCGACAGCGAUGUGACCCAAACCUUGAGUGCUGCCGCCUACCACGCGCUGCCGGGCUCUGACCAGGCGCUCUGCACCCAGUACAUCAUCUUUGACCCCCAAGGCCCACACAAGCCAGCAGUUGUGAGGAGAGGUAAGGUGUGGUCAGCUCCCUCGAACUGGAUCAUUGACUGCAUUUCAGAGUUUCGCCUCCUUCCUGUGCCAGAGCCUCAGACUGCAAUCUAAACUGCUCUUUCUGUAACUCCUUUACACUGAGAAAUCAUGUGUUUUUGAUCAUGAUUAUUAUGUUUUUUAACUGUAUUAAAGUAUGUAGUCAUAUGGCUGACAGAAAUCACAUGUGCAAACAGUAAUGAAACUAAUGUGACUCUUAAAACCUAAGAUUAAAAUAGUUGCCUUAAUGUUUUGUUGUCUCAUUUCUGGCUGAGUGGGAGGUAAUGUCUUCUUUAUAAGGUGCACAGCCUAAACCUUUCCUGUAAAUAUAAGGCAUCUGUUCUGCUAGAGAAAUUGAAUUCUUUUAGGGGGGCGUGGGCUCCACAUGUAGAGUAGGUUAACACAAAGUCCAGAACAAAGCCUGGAAACUCAUCAGUGGGAGUGUUUCCAUCAUACUUGCAAUAUGUUGGAUGCUUUGUCUAAACACCCUCCAACAGUAGUGGACUCACUAGAUGCAUCCAACCACUAAGGGUGGGAGAAAAGUUGAUACAGCAUAGUAUCACAAUAUUUUUGUCUGGUGAUAGAUCAUAUGCUCUCAUUUACCGAGUAUCGAUUUUUCAAAUUGAUUGCAAAUAUGAAGUCAAAUCCAUGAUAAUAGGAAAAUAAAAUCCACUGUUUGUCCAGUGAGGUUGGCAAAAUUGUAUAAAUCACAAUAUAUUGUACCGCAGGGCUCACUGUAUUGCAAAAUGUUAAAAAUAGCAAUAAUAUUGUAUCGUGGCCAAGUAUCAUGAUAAUAUCAUAUUAUGGGGCCACUAGUGAUUCCCACCCCAACCAACCAUAUAGGUAAGUCUC